Molecule: messenger RNA, 2454 nt
Organism: Anopheles moucheti
Lineage: Eukaryota; Metazoa; Arthropoda; Insecta; Diptera; Culicidae
Gene: cpa
Product: F-actin-capping protein subunit alpha
Exons: 3
Coding region: 756-1625 (289 amino acids)
Biological process (GO): actin cytoskeleton organization; barbed-end actin filament capping
Cellular component (GO): actin cortical patch; F-actin capping protein complex
Molecular function (GO): actin filament binding
Source: RefSeq, a predicted model, not a curated record
GAGUCAAAAAGCUGCAGAAAAAUUACACGCAGUGAAGAAGGAAUUCAGCUCCGGAGAAAUUCGACGUAAGCAGCAGAAACUCGAGGAUUUGUACGUUCGUCCAUCAUCUAGCAAAGAGUGGAAUAGGUGUGUAGGUCAGGAGUGUUCGAAAUAGUGCAGGAAAUUGCUAUCUGCUAUUGCUUCUUUUGGGUUGAAAGUGCUGCAUUCGUCGCAUCGCGGCUCAAGCGAAGUGGGUUCUAUUGUUGAACUGAAGAAUAGCUUCGCUUUCGUGAAAUGUGCUGCUAUCAGAUAAGCGAAGGGUGUUACAAAAUUUCGGGAGUGAAAAGUUUGUAGAAGAAAUUACUCAUCGUACCCCUCGCUGUUUUUCGCUGCGUUGUCGCCGCGCCCUACCACACCAAAGGGGAAGGAGUACUAGAUCGUCGUGACAGUUGUGAACACAGUGAACAAGUGUCAAAACCAUCCUCGCCGUUUAGCUGCAAACUCGUUUAGUUUGCCCUAAAAUUAUUUGGUAGUGAAUAUUCUAAUAGCGUGCUUAAUAUUGUCCAUCGGUAUUGCGCAUUUGUUGCGGACACUAGUUUGCAAAGAAUCGGACUACGGAGCUUGUUGAAACGUCACUAGCGUCCGGCCGUACGAACAUACUGAUAUCUGACCCAUUCUCAUCUUCUGCAUCGCAGCGAGAGGGUUUCCGUGGAGCAACCGAAGAUAGCGGCAGUAGCAACAUCAUCCAGACAACAAACCUCACCACAGGCAACACAAUGGCAGAUGUCGACGAUGUGAUAAGCGACCAGGACAAGAUCCGAAUCGCGUCCGACUUCCUGAUGCACGCACCGCCCGGCGAGUUCAACGAAGUGUUCAACGAUGUGCGCGAGCUACUGAACGACGAUCGCCUGCUGAAGGAAGGCGCUAGUGCCGCCUGUGCCCAGUACAACAAGGACCAGCUUACUCCAGUCAUUCUCGAGAACACGGAACUGGCCGUGGUGAUCACAGAGUUUAACGAUCUCGGUGGUGGCCGUUUCUUCGAUCCACGAACCAAGCAAAGCUUCAAGUUUGAUCACCUGCGCAAGGAAGCAACCGAUCUGCAGAACCACGAUGGUGACCACACGUCGGAACAGUGGCGUGCGAUGCUGGACAUCGAGACGCUCACAUACUCCGCCAACCAUUACCGCACCGGGGCCUGCUCGGUGUUCGGCCGAACGGUAAACGGACAAAUAACGCUAAACGUCUGCAUCGAGGAUCAUCAGUUCCAGCCGAAGAAUUUCUGGAACGGCCGGUGGCGCUCCGUCUGGGCGAUUACGUUCCCCGCAACCGGUGGCGGUACGGCCGAGCUGAAGGGUUCACUGAAGCUGCAGGUCCACUACUACGAGGACGGUAACGUGCAGCUCGUGUCGGCGAAGGACUGUCGCGAGACGGUACCGAUCACGAACGAGGCCAACACGGCAAAGGAGAUCAUACGACUGAUCGAGGAGAGCGAGCACGACUACCAGACGGCAAUAUCGGAAAACUAUCAGACAAUGUCCGAUACGACGUUCAAGGCGCUCCGGCGGCAACUGCCGGUAACGCGAACGAAAAUCGACUGGAGUAAGAUAGUAUCCUAUAGCAUCGGUAAGGAACUGAAAACGCAGUAGAACGGUAAGGUUGCGGUUGUGCGAUCAGCCCGGUAUGAUGACGAGAGCCCCCCGCGGGGUGAGAGCAUGAUCGGAUGUGCUGACAGUCCGCAAACCCCGAUAGGAGCACACACUCUAGGAGCUAAGGCAUGUGAAAAGAGGGUAGGGAAAACCCGCGUGGGACAGCAAGGCGGAUACGCGAGAUAGAAAAUUUGAGAGGAAAGCUUUUUUUUCGUUAGUUUCAUUCGUACAAUAUAGCAAGACCAUGCUAAUGGAGAAAUCGGAAUGGUAUAAGGGCAGUAAUGUGCGUACAAGAGUUCCACACAAAGGACCGACAGUUCUUUACACAUCAUCCACAAUUAGUAUUCAAAAGCGCGCGCACCCCCUUGAUAAUGGAUGAACAGGAGCCACCAUGUUGUGGCACAUGCGACCUUCGGUGUUUCUCUUCUGCGUAGAGGAUGAUCUCUGUUAGUGGCGCUUGUUUGUUACUGCUUUUAUAACGUCGUUUACUGGAGCUUUGCGAGCUGCGGCCAGAUUGACGAUAUCAUCCAGAUGUGUGUCUGUUUUCAUUUUUUGAUUUUACUCUUUAUCACUUGUUUUAUUUUACCAUCCACCCCUGCGUAGUGUAAUAAGCAACGCAAUUCAAUCGAUGGUAAAGUACACCGGAUAUAAGGGAGGGAAGGUUUGAGUUUCGAGUUGCGUAUGCGGGUUACAGCAAAAGAACAAACGCCAGCUUUUACACAGGAAGAGACAGCGCAGUGAGAGAAAGAGUGAUGAAGCGGAAGGCUAAGCAGAAACAAACAUGGGAAAUAAAUAUGUAAAAAAGGAAUAAAACUAUUCAAAUACUUCA